Molecule: messenger RNA, 657 nt
Organism: Lodderomyces beijingensis
Lineage: Eukaryota; Fungi; Ascomycota; Pichiomycetes; Serinales; Debaryomycetaceae
Source: the annotation of a GenBank genome assembly
AUGGAACAGAAAAAUAUCAAAAUUAAUUUUUCACCUCCAGGCUCCUACUUUCUUCAGCUCAUCAAGUCCAAAAAUACAAGAAUGAAGUACAUCCAAACCGAUCAAAUCUUAGAUAUCCCAGAGGGUGUUACCGUUGACAUCAGGGCCAGAGUCAUCAAAGUUGUUGGCCCAAGAGGCGAAUUGACCAAGAACUUGAAACACAUUGAUGUUACCUAUUCCAAGAUCUCCAACAGAGCCAUCAAGAUUACUGUCCACAACGGUGACAGAAAACACGUUGCUGCUUUGAGAACCGUCAAGUCUUUGAUUGCCAACUUGAUCACCGGUGUCACCAAGGGUUACAAGUACAAGAUGAGGUUUGUCUAUGCGCAUUUCCCAAUCAAUGUCAACAUUGUUGACCAAGACGGAUCCAAGUUUGUUGAAAUCAGAAACUUUUUGGGUGAAAAGAGAGUGAGACAAAUCAAGAUCACCGAAGGUGUCACCAUGGACUUGUCCAGUGCUCAAAAGGAUGAGUUGAUUGUCACCGGUAACUCAUUGGAAGACGUUUCUCAAAACUGUGCUGAUAUCCAACAAAUCUGCCGUGUCAGAAACAAGGAUAUCCGUAAGUUCUUGGAUGGUAUCUACGUUUCCGAAAAGGGUACCAUUGUUGAAGACAUAUAA